UAUCUAGUGCGAAGGACAAAAACCCCAAACUGGAUGAUAUGCAAUUUUAUGGGGUGAUUACAUCAAUUUGGGAGAUGGACUAUCAACAGUUUAGAAUCCCUGUGUUUAAGUGUGAUUGGGUUGAAAAUGCCAAGGGCAUUAUAGUAGAUGAGUUUGGGUUUACGUUGGUAAACUUGAAUAGGAUAGGUCAUGUGGCCGAUCCAUUUGUUUUAGAUUAUGGCACCUUCAACGCGAAGACCUUCAUCUCAAGCACUAGCAAUGGCUAAGAGAAUGAGAGAAAUUCAGUUGGGGACAAGGUAUACUACCAAGAGAUCAAAGGGAACCAGUAAGGCUUCAGUACAUGGUGCAUCAAAGGCCUUGUCAUUGAUUUGACAACGUCAUUCGAAGGGUUCAAAAGCUGUCAGAAAAGAAGGACUGAAGUUGCUUAAACGAGGGUGUGUAACUAUGUGUCGCAUUGUGAGGAGAAAAAUUAUUGGAAAGAAGAUGACAGUUAGCUUUAACGAUAAAGGAGAACCAAUAGGGAAAGCUGGUAAAGAAAUGCAGUCAUAUAUUGGGGUGUUAGCUCGCAAGAAGGUUGCAAUCUCGAAUCCUACAUGGAACGAUGUUUUAAUGGAACAUAAAAACAAAAUCUGGGAAGGCGUAAAGUUGGCGUUUCUGUUGCGUCCAGAACACAAAAGAAUGGUUUUAAUCUCAGCAGGACGGAAAUGGAGAGAAUUCAAGAGUCAUUUGACUACCCGCUACAUUCUCCCUUAUAGGGAUAACCCUGAAAUGAUCGAGUCUCGUCCAGAGGACUAUCUUUUCAUUAAUCAACGGGAUUGGGAGAUUUUUGUAAAGGAUAGGUUGUCUGACACAUUCCUGGAACUGCAUGAGAAACAGAAAAAAAAAAAAAAGGGCCUUAAAUAAGUAUCCUCAUCGG
Rosa chinensis is the source of this 916-nucleotide messenger RNA. RefSeq lists its product as uncharacterized. Lineage: Eukaryota; Viridiplantae; Streptophyta; Magnoliopsida; Rosales; Rosaceae. The transcript has 4 exons. The coding region runs from base 445 to 903 and encodes 152 amino acids. The record is from RefSeq and is a predicted model, not a curated record.